This is a messenger RNA of Penicillium cinerascens, 678 nucleotides long. RefSeq lists its product as uncharacterized. Bases 1 to 678 code for a protein of 225 amino acids. NCBI's taxonomy places the organism in Eukaryota, Fungi, Ascomycota, Eurotiomycetes, Eurotiales, Aspergillaceae. The record is from RefSeq and is a predicted model, not a curated record. The transcript has 3 exons.
AUGCUACUAUACUGUUUCACGUCCGCUAGGACAGGAGAGGUCCAUGAAUCAACCGCGCGACGAGCUAGCGCUAGAGAGAAAACGGCAAAGGAGUCUGACGAGGACCUAGAAGCUCGUGUGAUGGCAGCCUGUUAUAAGGUUUAUAAAGAAGAUGUGCCACUUUUUUUUUUUAAUAUUUUCACGUUCUUUCUACCACUGGCAUCCGCCGAUUAUGCCUUCCGAGAUUACUCCUCUGCACAUAAGAUCCUUGAUGCAGCGGAAGCCUAUAAUAUUGAUCCCUUAGAAAACAAUAUCCUAGAGGUAAUUCACUUUGAGGAUUCUAUCCGAGAUGUUCCUUUAUUCCGUCCAUUAAGUGAGCUUCAGGUCACGAAGAGCACUGGAAGAUCUCGAGGAGCAGAUGUAUUUAGGAAAGAGUUCGCUAGCCUUGGCCACCGCAGCGGAUACACUCGUAAUGUGACCAUCCGUAGCUGCCGGCGAUGGGCGCUAAUGCAAGUAGACAAAAACUACUCUAAGACUGCUAGGAUGAAAUUUGCGAGUUAUGUGAGUCGUGAUACACACAGCAAACAUUACGCGCACCCUCUUAGCGAGGUAGAGGGACUAGCCAAUUACCUCGGAAUUGAAAGCCGCAACGACCAUAUCCAAAAUCGUCGCGGAAUGGGAAUGCAUCAUAAUCCAUAG